CUAACACAUUGACUUAACCAAAAGAAAAACAAAUUGAAGGAUGGAAAGUGGAGACAAAUCAAAUCUUGAAUUUUCUCUUAUUCAAAACCAAGAACUUGUUGAUGAUGAUGAGGAAUUAUCUGAAAGGGGAAGUUAUUGUUGGAAAGGGGAAUUUCUUGAGGAAGCAACGAAGCAAAUUUGGGUAGCAGGGCCUCUCAUAGCAGUUAGCAUGCUUCAGUAUUGCUUACAAGUGAUCUCAAUUAUGUUUGUCGGGCAUCUCGGCGAGCUUCCUCUUUCUAGUGCUUCCGUGGCCUCUUCUUUUGCUUCCGUGACCGGCUUUAGCGUAUUGUUAGGAAUGGGAAGUGCCUUAGAAACACUUUGUGGACAAGCCUAUGGAGCUAAACAAUACCACAUGCUUGGUAUUCACACACAAAGAGCAAUGCAAAUCCUUUUUUCUCUGACCAUUCCUCUUGCAAUCAUAUGGUUUUACACUAGUUCUAUCCUUAUAUUUCUUGGUCAAGAUCAUGAUAUUUCCAUAGGAGCGGGAACAUUCAACCGAUCGAUGAUUCCCGCCCUUUUUGCCUAUAGCUUGCUGCAAUGUCUAAAUAAGUUUAUACAAGCACAAAACGAUAUUGUUCCGAUGAUGGUCACCUCUGCAAUCACAGCUUCUUUGCAUAUACUUGUGUGUUGGGUUCUUGUUUUCAAAUCAGCAUUUGGAAGCAUAGGAGCUGCCUUGGCAAUUACGGUUUCGUAUUGGAUUAAUGUGGUUUUAUUGGCAUUGUAUAUACAAUUCUCCUCGGCUUGCUUAAAGACUUGGACUGGCUUCUCAAAGGAGGCAUUGCAUGAUAUCAUUAGCUUUGUGAAACUCGCAAUUCCUUCUGCAAUCAUGAUAUGCUUGGAGUAUUGGUCAUUUGAAAUGGUGGUACUCUUGUCUGGCCUUCUUCCAAACCCCAAAUUAGAGACAUCUGUGUUAUCAAUAAGCCUGAACACAUGUUGGAUGGUCUAUAUGAUAUCAGUUGGCCUUGGUGGCGCAAUAAAGUCAGUUGAUCAAUCCAUUUUGGACAAUUUUUUAUUUUCACUUAUCUAA
Messenger RNA from Mercurialis annua (annual mercury), 1066 nucleotides. RefSeq names its product protein DETOXIFICATION 16-like. The transcript is spliced from 4 exons. Gene Ontology annotation, molecular function: xenobiotic transmembrane transporter activity; antiporter activity. Gene Ontology annotation, cellular component: membrane. Lineage: Eukaryota; Viridiplantae; Streptophyta; Magnoliopsida; Malpighiales; Euphorbiaceae. The record is from RefSeq and is a predicted model, not a curated record. Gene Ontology annotation, biological process: xenobiotic detoxification by transmembrane export across the plasma membrane. Bases 41 to 1066 code for a protein of 341 amino acids.